ACAGACUCUCAAAGAAACAAAGGAAGAAACAGAAAACAAUGAAGAGUUAUGAGGACUUUUUUGAUCAAAGUGCUGAUGAAGAAACAGUUGAACAAAAGGAAGUGCCCAGCAUGGAGAAGGACAGUGGCUCAACAGAGGAGUUGGUAAAUGAUGGCCAAAGAUGUGCUGUGUCAGAGGACAUUACAGAUGAUGUCAGCCAAGGGAAUGAAACAAAAAGUGAAGCAAAAAGCACUAAGCCUAAAGGGAAAAAAGCCAAGGAAGUAAAAAAGUCUGCUAAGGCAUCUUCAGAGAGCUCAACAAUGAAUGAAGUUCCCAUCCACUGUGUAACCUGCAAUUGUACUUUUCCAUCCCGAAAUAAACUGUUUGAACACCUGAAAGCCACGGGACACGCAAGAGCAACAACACCACCAACUAUAAAUGGACCUGUGAAUGCAAAAAUCAAAAAAGAGAAACGUAAAAACAGAUAGAACUUUGCUAUAGUGACAGUCUUCAGAAUUGUACAUUAACACUCUCACAGAACUGAAACAUGCACAUUGCCGGGGUCUGGAGUUAAAGAAAGCAAGUACCAAUGUAGGAAAAAAAUGAAGAUGCACAAAGGGGAUACUGUGAUGUGGAGGACUCUGCUUUCUUCUGUUUUUAACAGCCUUCCUUUAAUCAUAGAAUGAUGUGGUGUCCUGGCACAGGCACGUGCUCCCUCCACCAAGCCACAUUGUCUAAAGCUCUGUACCUUGCAGCAGCUUUGACACCAUGGUAAUAGUAACUCAAAGCUACUCACCCUGUGUUCCUGUAGAAACCUGCAUGGAUAAAGUACCCACACAGAGGAAAUAAUAAAUUAUUUUGACAUGUGUGUUGUUGCCUUUCUUUUGAGGGCUAAGCUCAGGGUAAGUGUAGCCAGUAGCAGGGCCUAUGCUCAGUUGGUAAGAACAUGGUGCUAAUAACACCCAGGUCAUGGGUUUGAUUCCUCUGUGGCCUAUUCACUUAAGAGCUGGGCUUCAUGAUCCUUGUGGAUCCCUUCCAACUCAGAUUCUUUGAUCCUUUAUCAAAUAUGGAGCUCUGCCAAGACACGGACUUUUCUUUUGCCAUCCUCAAAUUACUUAAUUACAUUAAGCAGCAGACAGAAGGGAAGGACUUAGAUGACAAAGCUGUUUGAUCAGUUUUGUCAGUUCCUAUUUUUGUACAUUUACCUCCGUGGCAGGUGAUGGAGAAAAAAUUCUAGUGGAACAACCUAGCUGGAAUAAGAGAGAGAAAUAAAUGAGUGACAUGAAUUAAUUAAUUUGUUCAGAUUUCUAAGGAAAGACACUGCACUUCUGUUU
Molecule: messenger RNA, 1313 nt
Organism: Hirundo rustica (Barn swallow)
Lineage: Eukaryota; Metazoa; Chordata; Aves; Passeriformes; Hirundinidae
Gene: DNAJC21
Product: DnaJ heat shock protein family (Hsp40) member C21
Exons: 4
Coding region: 39-467 (142 amino acids)
Source: RefSeq, a predicted model, not a curated record